This is a messenger RNA of Pungitius pungitius (ninespine stickleback), 5626 nucleotides long. It is a transcript of the gene sytl2a, whose product is annotated as synaptotagmin-like 2a. Gene Ontology annotation, cellular component: plasma membrane; exocytic vesicle. The transcript is spliced from 18 exons. NCBI's taxonomy places the organism in Eukaryota, Metazoa, Chordata, Actinopteri, Perciformes, Gasterosteidae. Gene Ontology annotation, molecular function: neurexin family protein binding; small GTPase binding. Gene Ontology annotation, biological process: exocytosis; intracellular protein transport. The coding region runs from base 971 to 5281 and encodes 1436 amino acids. The record is from RefSeq and is a predicted model, not a curated record.
GUCUGAGUGGUUUGUCAUUCACUAAGGAGUAACACUAUGCUCCAUAUCUGUUUUCAUCAGUUGAGUGUGGCCUCUGCGGUAGCAGGGCAGCUUUGGAAUGUUCCGGAAAUUGAGGGAAGCAUCAGAUUUUGGUUUAAAAAAAGAGCACUUUUGCCCUCACGGCCACGAUAUUCACUUUUCAAUUUUGGAUCAAAACGAUGCCGUGCUUGUGGUGGUCGGACUCAUGGGUAUGGAAUCCCAAAGUUAUUUACUUUUGUCCUGAGGAAUGCGAGAGUAAGACAAAGUCUGUCUCAAGCCCCAUAGUCUACAAUACAAAUCUGCCGACAUAUUUCUAAAAAAAACUCAGAAGGUACAUGUUUUGUAAACUGCUAGUUGAGCAGUUUUAAGACACAAAACGACAUGAAAACUACACUGAUGCGUUCGGGUCUUGUCUCUCAAACUGAAAUUAUUUGUUGGCUACCCCAUGUAGUUUUGCUCCAGGGGACAUUUGUUUGCCGUGUGGAUUCUGUGUAAAUCACUGUCUCUCUUUGUCCUCUGUGCUCGUUAGUGACUGCAGCUGCUCUGUUGUCACGGUUACACAGCUGUUCCGUAUUAGCUGAUUAGUGCAGUCUGACAGGACCUGAAGGUAUUCAGGUCUUACAGAGGACAUUUUAGAACCUCCUUUCCUUGGCCGUUUCUCAAUACCUAAGACGGCGAGAACGGACCGUUGAUACGCACCCACGACCCCCCCAGUUUCUACUUGACAUUUGUGGCCUUCCCCAUAAAUGGCAACAUUCAGGAAAAAUUAGUGGAGACUGAUCGGAUAUUGUAAAUUGUGAGGGGUCUGAGCCUUCAUCUUUAUGGAGUAAUCUUCUGCUGAACUCACAGGUGCAUUGACACACAAAAGAACCUUGAAAUACAAGUUACAUCCUGCUUGACACUAACCCAAAGCAGUAGAAAGCUGAGGACACGGCGAGUGGCAGCAGUCACCAUGAUCGAUCUGAGUUUCCUUACGGGGGAGGAGCAGGAGACCAUCCGGGCUGUGUUAAAAAGAGAUGCUGAGCUGAAGAAGGCUGAGGAGCAGCGUGUUCAGAACCUCCAGAGGACCGUGAGGGAUAAGUGCCGGCUCAGGUACAUGACCGGAGAAUGGUUCUACGAAACCAAGCAGCUACGACACCAGGAUCUCAUACAUGGCUCAGAGAUCAUCAGGGCCUCCAUAAGACACUUCCAUAAACCGCUGACCAUACUGGAGCCCUCUCAGCUGAUGCCCGAGAAGCCAUGUUCUGUCAGCAGUGAGACCAAAGAAGUGUUCGUCCCACCUGCAUGUGGAUUCCUUCAAGAGCAGCUCAGCGAUGAGAGGUAUCAAAAUAUAAAGCCAUGUGAAACCACUGAAGAUACACCUACAACAGUUUUACAUUUACCUACAAAGCAAAGACAAAACCCAUUCAACAGUGACAUAAUUGAAAGUCACAGUUGUGAAAACAAAGACAGUCAGUUAAUGGACAGAUCAGUGGAUCCAACCCCGACACAACAUGAGGAGCCUUUACCUUCAUCUGAUAGCUGCAUUUCUUAUGCUACUAACCUUAAACAAGACCCUACUGAUCAACCAAUCACCAAUCAGAAUGCAUCUACUACGAUGGCAAUGAUUGAAAAAAAAAAAGUCCCCAGUUCUCAGGACUGCUUUGUUGAGGAAGAAAGGCCAGGAGGUCAGCAGAGUAGCUCUGCUGUUCCGAGGGGCAUCCUUAAGCAUUUUUACGCUUUUAGCUCCACAGACUCGUUGUCUUGCCUGGACCUGCAGAGUGCAGUUAGCCUGAAUUCUCUCACCAACAGAUGGAUAGACAGGAAGCAGGUGAGUUUCAGCUCCACUGUCAGUCAUAGUGGAGUGGAGUGGCAAGACAGAAAAGAGCUGGGAGAGAACCGUUUGCUUGACGUUGACUCCUUGACUCCCUCUGAGGUGGAAAAUAAGUGUGAACUUGAGGAUACUGGCAGGGCCACUGUUUGCACACAUAGGCCUUUGCUCACUCCGAGUCAGGUGGAUUUACAGGAAGGUGGCGUCAAUUGCAAAACUGAGGCAAACAUCCAGGAAGUUGGUCAGGAAGCUAGUCAACAACUUGUUGAAGUCUCGAAGCACUGUAUUUCAGAGUUUCCAAGCCCUUCAGUGUCCAAACUCAUUUUGGUUGAGCAGUCAGGCAAAACGGUUCAGCUGGAGAGAGACCAUGACUCUGAGACUCACUCUACAGACUACCUGACUGGAUGCAACAUUCUUCACCAAAAGCUGCCUGAAGAAAGAACCAACGUUGCUGUUGAGAACCUUUCAAAUAUCAAGCCGUCUAAUUGUGGCUUAACGGGUACAUCUUCUACUGUUUCACCAAAGUCUAAACCAAGACUGCUUGGAAUUUUUAGAGGAGAAAAAGAGAAUACUACGGAUGUGCAGAGUCAAAAAGAAGAUGAGGUGAAGAUAGGUAUGCAGAAGGAACCAGGCAACACCCAGAAUCUUUGUCAAGGUGUGGCAAGUAGGACCACAGACAAACCUGGAAGUUUCAUACAAGACGCUAAACCCUCUGAAACAACAGAGGUAGGAACACUACAAGUUACCUCAUUUCAGAAUACACCGUUUAAAGUAACAGUGACCUCCGUAGACCCUCACCAGGAAGCAACAGAAAGUAGGGCUAUUCAACUUUCGGAGAGACUAUCCAAUCUGAAAGCUCUCUGGGAGAGAGAGAAAAGUAGUCCCAAAAUUGUAUUUACCACUGAAGAGGAAAGGCAAAAAGAUGACUCCAAGAGUGGAGUAGAAGCUCCACAUGGCUAUCAGACUAACUUUGAUUUAGCAAGCAUGAAGACAAAUAUGUCACCUCAAAAGGAAAUUAAAGUUGACACAGCUGACAAGUCACCACAGUCUGACAGCAGCUUCUUUGUAGAUUUAUUUAAAGAAGAUGGAACAUAUAGAGCUAAUCCAGUCAUCAUAUAUGAAGAGACACGUGACUCUUUAACAGGUUCAGUGAGAAACUCAAAGAUUUCUGAGCCACAGGAUAAUGUUAUCAUUCCUAUACCUUCCUGUCUAGCCCUCAACACCCAAAAUCUAGAGAGGGAUAUUCAAAUUCCCCUUCCAAGUCAAUCCAGCUCCAGUCCUCAAGGGGACAAGCCAGCCAAGAUCAGUAAGGCUAAGCAUUUCUUGGAAAAGGAAUAUAACGGACCCAUGGUUAUUGCUGUAGACUCCCGCAUUUCAAUACUCAAUAUCAAAGAUGUUUCUCAACAGUCGGAUUUGAGAACAUCCUUAGAUAUCAGAGAGGAGUCUGACGAAGAGGCAAAAGCGAUAGUCAGUUAUGGAAGCACUGGGGAUGUAAAAUCAGCAUGUCACCAAUAUCAAGUCAAAGCUGAUACUGAGUAUCAGGAAAGGCCCCUUAGUUUGAGACAAUCCCAUACUUCAAAACCAAAAAAUGACGAAAUCAGGAGGAGUCCAUCUAAGACCUGCCAUCCCAGGGUCCUGCCUAGAGAAUCCUUCAGUCCUAAGAAAUGCAAACUGGAAGGUUCCUCCUUGAGAGCCUUUUCAAUAGACAUCAACCCCCAAUCUAAGUUUGUUGAAGAGCAACAAGGGAAGCCAACAACAGUACCAAGACAGGAGAAGAGUCUGCUGACAGAGACUAAACCUGGCGUAGGCAUCACCUCUCAGCCUCUCCCUCCUCAUCCUGAGGACAGAGGGGCUUACCUUGGUAAUGUGAAUACAUAUCAAUGUAGUUCAAGCUCCUCUAAUACACCACCAUCAAAAAAGAAGAUGUUGACUCUUCAAAGCCUUGUCAGAUCUUUCAUCCCUCAGGAUAAACAGCCCUUCCUCGGGCCAAAGGUGGAGUCUGAUGUCCCUCUUCUUCACCAAGAUAGAGCUAAUAUUGCUUUACAAUCACCGCAAAGUGCGGACUUUGUUGGAAAAUACAGUGACAGUCCCAUUGAGGGGAAUCUUCACGGCAUCAGUUCUUGGAUUGUGCAAAAUAAUGAUGGAAAUGCCAGUCAAAAUACAACAGCCAAGGCCUGGUCUUUGUCCCGGAUCAGUUCAGGCAGUUAUGAUGACGGUUCGAGUCCCAUCUUGUCAGCCUUUAAACGAUUUUCUUCAAGGUGCACAUCAUCCUCCAAAAGUCUGGAAAACCUUUUCUUACAAACAACAUCUACCCUCUCAAGCUCAAAGCAGAUGAAAACAGGCAUGUCCAUGACUGUUCUUCAGCAGGAGGAGAACGACAGUGACAGCACUUUUGAGACUAAUUUGGGCUGGAGAAGAAACACGGGCAGCUCCACAUCAAACUUCAGUCUCUCCUCAGGAAUGGCUUCUGUCAGCGGCAGCAUCUGCAGCCUUUACCCUGAGGACGUUGGAGACAUUGAAGUCCAUGGAAGCAUCCACUUCGCUUUAAACUACAUUCAGAAGCUCAAAGAGUUUCACAUAUUUGUUGUGCACUGCAGGGAUCUAGCCGUGGCAGACAAUAAGAAGAACUGCUCUGAUCCGUAUGUGAAAUGUUACCUUCUCCCUGACAAGACAAAGUUGGGAAAGAGAAAAACCACAGUAAAAAAGAACACACUUAACCCCACCUAUAACGAACUCCUAAAGUUUAAAAUCGUAUUGGAAGUAUUCAAAACCCAGUCUUUGAACAUCUCCGUGUGGCACAGCAACACUUUUGGGCGGAACAGUUUCCUGGGUGAGGUGGAUCUUGAUAUGUCAGAGUGGGAUUUCAACAACACACAUAUAAAUGAAUAUGCACUAAAGAACAAGGUCUCAGGACAAAGUACAAGAGCGUCUCCCGCACAUCUGAUGGACAGUAGAGGACAGAUGAGAGUUGCCUUAAGAUACCUGCCACAGAUGUCCCACAGUAAGAGAACAUCAAGGAUGGAGACUGGUGAGGUGCAAAUUUGGGUUAAAGAUUGCAAGAAUCUUCCUCCAGUCAGAGGAAUUGUUACGGACCCAUUUGUGAAAUGCACCAUACUUCCUGACACAAGCAAGAAAAGUAGACAGAAAACGCGAGUGGUGAAGAGGGCGGCCAACCCGAUGUUCAAUCACACCAUGGUGUACGAUGGCGUCCGAUUGGAGCACCUCAAAGAGGCUUGUGUGGAGAUGACGGUGUGGGAUCAUGACCGACUAAACAACCACUACAUUGGCGGCCUGAGACUUGGUUUAGGAACAGGAAAGAGUUACGGGGUGGAAGUUGUUUGGAUGGAUUCAACGACAGAUGAAGCAAAUUUAUGGCAGAGGAUGUUACAUUCUGAUGGUGAAUGGGUGGAGGAUGAUUUACCACUGAGAAUGUUGGUAAUGGUAAAAAAGUGAAAUUGUGUUGAAUUGUGUGUGGAAACUUUCGGAGAACACAGCAUACACAUUUGGAUCGAUCUACUAUGAUAACUAUGGUCUAGCGGAAGCAAUGGACUUAGUGAGCAAUGUGUAUGAAAGAUGCAUGAAAAGUAAAUAUAUACUUUAAUUUGUUUAGCCCAAACCACAUGUUAAAAGUGUUUAUUUGAAAGGAGUUGAUUAUUUAUAAUAAAAAUGUAAGUUAUAAAACAUUGUUUUGAUCUGAGCACUAUUGAGUGGUAGCACAAAUUGUAUACACUCCUGUUUGAGCUACACUAUCUUCAAUAAACAGUUAAUUAAUGCGAUAUGUAAAGGUUGUUAUACAAA